Molecule: messenger RNA, 2479 nt
Organism: Aedes albopictus (Asian tiger mosquito)
Lineage: Eukaryota; Metazoa; Arthropoda; Insecta; Diptera; Culicidae
Product: protein IWS1 homolog A
Exons: 6
Coding region: 321-2321 (666 amino acids)
Source: RefSeq, a predicted model, not a curated record
UUGAACCCAGUAGGCCGCAACCAUGCCUGUCAUCUGGUUGAUGGCGCUAGCAGUGCUAAUGUUUUGGCUUAGAAAAUACCGAAAGACGCGCGAUUACCGUCGAAAGCUUUGCAAUCCAAAAAAGUGACACGUGAGCCUCCAUUCCAAAAGGUGAAAUCCAUACAGUAAGGUGCUUCCCACCGCCACCACAGACUUUCCUCCGUUGCAACAAAGAACCGUUUGGAUUUUUCCGGAAGUGCAUUGCAUCCCUGCUGCACUGUAUCUACGGCGUAUCACAGCUGGCGUUUGUGCUUGUGCGGUCGUAGCGGAACACGAUCGAGAUGAAUUUGAAAAUAUUUUUAAAUAUUCAGUGGAUAUUUUUUAUUCUAUUUUAUGGAUGGUGCAGUAGCGGUAGCAGCAACAGUAUCAGUGGUAGCAGCAGUGGAAGCAGAAUCAUCAACAGCAACCGAGACUUCCCACAGGUGGAAGCGAUUGCUGCUGACGUUGCGAAUGCUGAGAAUUACAAUACAGAGAUGAUAAAUGGAAAUAGCUUCGAAGAGUUUGGACAUGUUAAUGCAUUAGUUCGACAACUGAGAACGUCUGAGAAACAAAACAAAAAUGAAGAUUCCAAGCGGAAGACUGUAAAAAUGAAUGAAGAACAUAGGCAUUAUGGAAUAGAUCCGAUAUUAGAAAAAGCAUUCAAUGAUACUUUUGGAUACCAAAUGGCUACUGAUGACCUACGAAGUACUGUGAAGAAUGAUAUUGAAGACGAAGCUUAUAAUAGAGUAUCGAGUCAUGAACAAGAUUUAUUAGGUAUCAGACGAACGGUGCCCGGUUGGAAUGGGGAAUCGACACGGCGGCAGCGGGUAUCCGAUAAUGGCAACAAGGAUCAUCAAAACAACAACGAAACCGAUGAGACCGAUGAUUACGAGUAUAAAAUUGCAAAUCAGGACGGCCCGUUGCUGCCGCCAUUGUCGUCAUCAUUGAUGUCGUCCGAAAGGGCAGAUUCGGCGGAAAUCAAUGACAUGGUGGUUGCUCUUGGGCAAAGGUCUACCGGUGAGAGAAAGACGGCGGCGGCGGCGGCGAAAGUUGAAAGGAAGUCAACUUUGGGGUGGCUGAAAAGAAAAUUAUUUUCCAUUGAGGGUGACUCGGUCGCCGAUGACAGAGAUGAUGACAACCAGUCUGAUUACAAAGUUGAUAGGAGGAGGCGGGCGGGAUAUGCUAGCGAGUUCCCCCGCAGAAGAGGUCCUUAUCGUAAUGAAGGUGAUGAUUACCCGAACAAACAUGGAGAUCCGGCCGGAGAUGAUUACUAUCAUCAGUCGGACGAUUCACAUGCUGAUAUUUCCGAUCUAGGUCCAGCUCAGUCGAAUCGAUACACGGCGGAUGUGGGUGGCCCUGCGACUUACUGGAACAAGGCUAAUCGUGAGCGUGAAAGCGUUCAGGAUGUGGGUGGACGUGUUGACGGCCGGAAUGGUGAUAAGGCUAGAGAGUUCAAUAGAAGGCGGAAAAGUGCUAAGCCGGUAGGAGGCGAAAUGCCGUCCAGUGAAGGUACUUCAAAUAAACAGGAAACGACCGCAGAUCAACAAACAGUAUAUCGACAACAGUACGAUGAUUCGGAUCAGGUUGAGAGAACAACGCCUUGCGAUUGUGCCGCUAAAUGUGCCACGGAAAAUAGCAUUACAAGCGAGAGUCCGGAAGAAGCAGAGACAACCGAAUCUGGUGAGGUUACUGAAGAAGAAUCCACUGAUGAAACAGCAGAAGAACCCACCGAAAACGAGCAACCACCUCCAGAAGAAGAGAAGGAAGGAGAAAGCGACGAAGAUGAAUCAACCACUGAAGGAAGCACUGAGGAAUCAGAGACCAAACCUGAUUUGGAUCACCAAAAAGAGGUUUACAUUGAUCUGAAAAUAGGAAUAAAGUCAGUUGGAAAUCAAAGCUCACCCGCUCAAGAUGAACCAAUUGAAUUUCACAAGAAAAUUGUAGUCAAACGGGACGAAUUGGACAAUAACAUGAGUUCAAAGUUAACCUCUUCCCUGGCUCCAGCGUCCAACUUUCCAGUAGAUUUAGUUAAGGCCAUCUAUCAAUUAGUGGACAAGGAUGACAGCCUUCGGAAGCACGUGGCACCACGUCUGCCGGAUCGAACCAAGUUGUUGUCCAAGCUGGAGCAACCUGGCCACAGGCAAAAGAUUAAUGACCCUCGCCGGGAGGAGAGCAACAGCAGCAGCGCCGGGGAAAGCAGUGAUUCCAAGGCAGUGGCAAAAAUUGAGGACAAUACCUCGAGUAACAAAGCACUGGCAAGUGUGAUUGAAGCCAUUGGAGAGUUGAUUCGAAAAAGGACGUGAGCACUGUCGGCUAAUUCUUUGAUUGGUUGACUUGGACAUUGCGCUGUGCAUAGUUUAUUUUAUAGUUGAUUAUAAUAGUUUGAAUUAUUGUGAUUAGAAUUUUCACAAAUUUUAAUUUGUGAAUAUGUAAUACUAAUGAUGUAAAUUUUAUUAUUCAC